Molecule: messenger RNA, 889 nt
Organism: Panicum virgatum (switchgrass)
Lineage: Eukaryota; Viridiplantae; Streptophyta; Magnoliopsida; Poales; Poaceae
Product: proline-rich receptor-like protein kinase PERK13
Exons: 5
Coding region: 1-825 (274 amino acids)
Source: RefSeq, a predicted model, not a curated record
AUGGCUGUGCCAAGCCUAGCGGCCGUAGCCUUCCAGCCUAGCCCGGCUUUGCCCCCGCGCCGCGUCACGCCGCCGCUGCGGCGACACCGUGGUGCGGUGGCCGCGCUCACCACCGCGACGUCGCGGCCUGGUCCCUGCGAGGAGAAGCUAAUCGACGCCCCGGACGACCAGAAGACCCAGGAGGACGUCCCGGACUACGAGAAGCCCCCGAGACUCUGGAAAACUACAAACAGUUACCAGCCGGCCACCUUCACCGCCUCCCCCGGCGCUCAGCUCCCGCGCUCCCCAGUUUCCCCUCGCUGUUUUCUUCCACGGGCGCCACCCGCCUCCGAAAGCGGUUUGCCCCCCCUCCCCCCACCCCAGCUUGAUCAGUUUUCGAACAACGCUAGAUCGCGAUCCAUCCACCAUUCCUCCCGUCGCCAAUUUGAGGGACUGGCGCCGCCGGCGGCCAGCUGCUGGCCAGGCCAUGCGUGUCCCCGGACGUCGUCCCGUUCCCUACUCCGCUCACACCUCCGGUCGCCGUCCCACGAGACCGAUCCGGAGCCCGUCGCCGUCGAUCCUCCUCCAGCCUGCCUUCCAAUCAGUGAGCAGAAGGCCAAGGACGUGCUGCUCUACCACUACAAACACGCAGCCAAAAGGUUCUCUGCAAAGCUCACCCCAGCAGAUCCACGAGUUCCAGAAUGUUGUGAUGAGCACCUAAGCCCCCCAAUGCUCCCAAGCUUGGGGCAUGUUCUUAUUGUGGCAGCAACUAUUGAACAGGAGGAGUUUGUAGCUGGACAGGUAUGCCUUGAAAAACAACGGAUCGCUCGUCAUGAGCAACUUUGAACAUUUACAGAGGAGGAAUGUGAUGGAAUUUUCUCUUUUCUUUUCCGGCUCAAGACCUUCUCGU